Messenger RNA from Dreissena polymorpha, 5245 nucleotides. RefSeq names its product transient receptor potential cation channel subfamily M member-like 2. Gene Ontology annotation, biological process: monoatomic cation transmembrane transport. The transcript is spliced from 16 exons. Lineage: Eukaryota; Metazoa; Mollusca; Bivalvia; Myida; Dreissenidae. Gene Ontology annotation, molecular function: monoatomic cation channel activity. The record is from RefSeq and is a predicted model, not a curated record. Gene Ontology annotation, cellular component: membrane. Bases 70 to 1788 code for a protein of 572 amino acids.
UAAAAUGAUCAUUGGAACAUCGGCUAUUGGAAAUGUUCUCCCAACCAUUCAAUAGAAGUACUGAAGGAGAUGGGAACAUCAUUACCCUUUUGGAAUUACAUGUUGCUGUGGGCAUUGGUCCUGGAACAACAAGAGGUCGCAAAAUUGUGCUUGCAGAAAGUUGAGCGUGCAACAGCGAUGACGUUGAUUGCAUCCGAUUUCUAUGCUGACUUGAGUAAGAAAUGGAAGAACAUUUCGAGGGAAGACGAAAUGCAAAAGUAUAUGGUCGAAUGGACCAAUAUAUCCAAGGGAAUCAUUGACGUAUCUUACUCAGACGAUAAAAAGAAAACGGCGUCUAUGCUCUUACAAAAGCUGCCUUACUGGGACAAUAACUCUUGCAUAGAGUUGGCUUUCCAUUCUGCAAAACAGGACAUUAUUGCGCGGGACAAUAACUCGUGCAUAGAUUUGGCCAAGCACUCUAAAAAAUAUGACAUUAUUGCACAUCCUGCUUGUCAGAAGGCGUUUGAUUCAUUCUGGGAGAUGGGUCUACAUGGAAAGAAAUCGUCAAUAAUGUUUGCGAUGUGUAUUAUCUUCCCAGUACUGGCAGGACUUUUGAAAUUUAAUUCAACAGACAGUGUUAAAGAAAAAAUCAGGACAUUUUUCUACAUGUCAAAAACGAAAUUUAUAUACACCAUGAUAUGGUAUUUUGCGUUUUUGAUUCUCUUCGCCUACGUACUCGUGUUUGAUCUCGGCGACACUGUGACGACCACUCAAUACGUAUUGUUAGCAUGGGUGGUGACAAUGCUUCUGGAAGAAAUUAGACAGAUGGCACGGUCACACAGGCAAUACUUCACGAACGGAUGGAAUGUACUGGACAUCAUCACGAUCGUACUGUUUUCAAUUGGCUUUGGUCUACGAUUUACAGACAUGUUGAAUGCGGCUAGAGUCUUGCUUGCUAUAGAUUUUGUGGCUUUCGUUUUGCGCCUGAAUCAUAUAUUUUAUGUCCACAAUAUCCUUGGUCCAAAACUAAAAAUGAUUCGCCAAAUGUUUCAGGAUCUGCUGUACUUUUUGGUAAUCAUGGCAGUGUUCUUCUUUUCCUACGCCAUUUCGUCAUAUGCAGUCCUUUACCCGGAUUCACCAUUCACUUGGGAAACUGUGAAACAAAUUCUUAGACGACCUUAUUGGCACCUUUACGGGGAACUGUUCUUGGAGGAAACGGAGGGAUUGACGGACUGCACGCACGAUUCUGUUUUAUGGACAAACGGAACGUAUCCACGCUGCCCGAGCGAAACUGGAAAGAUUGUAGUACCCAUUAUGAUGGCGAUUUACCUGCUUGUUGCCAAUAUACUGCUUCUCAACCUUUUGAUCGCAAUGUUUAGCUUUACAUUUAACGAACUGAAUAAGGACUCAAACAGCCACUGGUGUUUUCAGAGGUAUGACGUAUUCAAUGAAUACGCGGACAGGCCGGUGUUGUGUCCACCUUUAAACGUGUUUUGGCUUCUGCAUUUAUUUGUUAACCGACGUAAAUCAUCAGAAAAAAAGAACGACCCGUUCAGAGUGUCUCUGGAUGACAGGAAAAUGGAAGACAUUAUUGAAUUUGAAAAGGCGGAGGUUGAAAAAUACCUUAACUCUCAGAAACUAAAAGACUCUGAAAGUACUGACGGCAGGAUAAAAACCACAAAUGAAAUACUUCAAGAUAUGAACAAAAGAAUGGACAUUAUGCAAACUCAAAUGAAAAAGUUGAUAUUAUGUACGCCUCUCCACAUGGUUAAACAGUAUUGUGAUAAUCUGAGUUUCAAAAUAACUUAAGAUGGACGGCGCUACGUUAAAGAUUACCAUGUUUAUUGUAAUCUAAACAAUAUAAAGUGUUUGUACAGACACAUUGACGGCAAACGUGAAGUGUAACAAGGCGAAGAAGAUAAAAUAGAAAAACCAAUGCAGCAGAUAUUUAAUGAGAUCUACGAACUUUUCAUAGAAGAAGAAAUCGGACGAGUAAAUGGGAUGGAAUCGUGCGAGUUGAUAAAAAUUGAUAUUUCAAGCAUAAAUGUAUUGAAGUAUACGUAUAAAUUCCAGUUUCAUGAGAGUGCGAGUGUUCAUAUUUGACAAUUUAGUUUACUAUUAAAAAUCACAGAAUAGAAACACGACACUUUGAGCUAAACGCAUACAAUGUUUUGCUUGCGAAUCAUUUAUAAUUAUUGUGUUUUAGAAAUGUAGUUUUUAGUUGAAUGAACUUCACCUUUUAACACUGUAUACAGAGAUGAAACAUUAGUUUAAAGUUUAAGCUGAAUGAAAUCGAACUGUCCACAACACGUGAUCCACAAACAUACAAUAUCAAGUUGCGAUUAGUAUAACCUCGCGUGUUGUGGAUUUACGAUAGGUAUAAAUAUGCGGAUAAUCUUGUUGGCUGCAUUUUAUAUAUUUUCCAAUAUAUCUUGCACACGCUGAUUGGGCAAUUGUUAUUUUGUUUGUACUUUGUGUAUAACAAGUUAUGGUUUGUAAGCUGACCGUAUGUUUAAUAUGUAGUUUUCAAUAAUUAUAAUUCUAUUUAGAGAAUAGUUUUGUCUGAUAUUUAUUGGAAUGAAACAUAUUUUAUCACUGUGUGUGUAUUGUCUUGCCUAUUUUCCGUAAUCCGGUUACUUAUGGAGAACGAAUAGAUAUUGGCCUGAUAAGAAACGCUUUUACCGCAAAUGAUUAUCUCAGUGUUGGAUGAAUGAAAAGUAUUGUGUUUUUGUAUUUAUUUGUUUUACUUGAUAUUUUUAAAGUGUAUGUUUUAUAUUGGAUUUUUCAAUUUAUUAUUACAUAUUUUAUAGAUGGUGGUACAUUCAUCAAAUGUAAAAAUAAUACCCCUUACUUAUAUGAAUAAAACGUUUCAUUAAUAUGUUUCUUAACGGAAGCAAUUACCAUACAAACGAUAUAUGAAGAAUUGUGUCUAUCUUUUAAGUAAAUACUUAAUUAUUGUUGACAAAAGUGUGAAUAUGAUUAGGCUAUGAAAUUGGUCAACUCGAUUUACAUGAUUUUUUUUAACUCAUUGAUUAUGUAUGAGAAGCUUGUAUCGUAUCAAAUAUUAUACUCGCUGCACUUGUUUCACGAGUGAUAUGAUACGAUACAAGCAAUUCAGUGAGAUAAUCUUUUAUCUUCAUGAUCAAAACUUUCGCUAAUUAUUGCACUUAACAUUUAUACUACGCAAAACAAAGCCGAAAGAUCAAAGGUUUGACCCUUAGUCAAAGUCCUUCAUAGGUUCGAAACUUUACCAACCCAGUAAGCCCAGACAAACAGUUAAGUCUUCAAACUUUAUUAUAUUAGUAGCAUACAUUUUAGCAGUCCUAUUUCUUCAAUAAUGUUAUACAUUCAUAAUUGUUUUUUUGUACACUAUACUAUUACCACCUGUAAUCUUAUUCCUUUUCAUGUUAACAUUAAUAUAAAUAAAUAAAUAAAGGCUCAUUAUUAUUAUGUCUAGCUCUUACAGUGAUUUUAAGAUAUGCAUGGGGUAUUUCUGCGAAAAGUGUAAUUAAUUACAUUGUUAUAUGUUAAUUUAUUUUUAAAAUUUAUUUUAAAAGUAAAUUUACGUCAACUUUGUUGUUUGUUUUUUAAUCACGCCAGACACUAAUAUUUUUACAAUAUAAAGAAGGGUUUCCUCCUUGUGCAAAUAGAGUAUGUAAACAAAUCAUCGUUCGCUUAGUUCUCAAAUAGGCUUUACUUCUUCUAAAUUAGUGGUUUAUGUGAAAUAUACCUUAUGUAAUGUUGUUUUUUUUUGUGAAAAUCAUUUUAUGCUAAACGAACAAAAAUAACAUAUAUUAUUAGUACACUACAACGUGUAAUAAAAUUAAAAUACUGUUCUUGAAUAAUAGACCAUUUGAAAUGCAAUAUACACGUACACCAUUUAGUCACUUCUUUUAAAUGUGUCAUUCCUUUAGUCUUUAUAUUGCUGUUUAUGUUGUGAAAGUUUUCGUUAAAUUAAAUACUUGAGUUUUCUUUCGCUGUAUCUAUAUGUUACUGUUGUGGUUUAUAGUUUAUAUUUUCGUAUUGAAUGGUGUAAACGUAUGCAACACGUAGUCAAUAGGCGCAUUAUUAAAUAUCAUGGUCUUUGUUUUGAUAAAUCUGUUUGCACUAAUUUAAUGUUAAAUAUAAUUCAUACCUCAAUUGCUGUUACGAUAUAGUAUGUUAUAUUUUUAAACCCGACUUAUGAUAAGUAUGAAGUUUAUAAUGCGUAUAGUUAGUAUUUAGUUUUCUUUCCUUAAUGAAAAUAUAUUGUUUUGCGAGUCACGAUGUUGUAAGGCAUUGCAUCACUGACGAAUAAUAUCAGAAGUUCCCUAUUUUAUUUGUACAAAAAUAUAAAUAACCAAGGAGUUGUUGAAAAUAUGUAUUGUUUACAAAUAUUAGCGUCUCAUAAAAGAGUUCCAAAUUUAUAUAUAAAUUUUUAUCAAUGUGUGAUACUUUAAUGCCUCUGAUGUGAUUGUAGUUACUAUUAUUUAAACAACAGACUAUCCUCCUGGUGUCAACAAAAUGCAUAUUAUAAAUACACGACUGAAAAUUUAACUUCAAAGUAAAGUUUUUUUUAUUUUUUAUAUAGUUAAAUAGUUUUUUAAUCGCUAAUUAAUUGUCUUGAAGACAGGGUCUAAAGACUCCAACUAUCUUCAUAUAUAUUUAUUUAAUUAGUAUGUUUAGUGAAUUAAGUAAUUUUUUUUUAAUUAUAUUUAUUUAAUAAAAAUAUGCAGGAAGGUCGUCCGGUCGGCCAGAAUCCAAAUGUGUACUGCCUCGAAAUCCGCAAUUAUUUGAAUGGUUUUGAAAUAUCUUGGCGCAUUUUUAUUCGUGUUAGACUAAACGUUUGCUGUAUGAGAAAAAUUGGCAUGCUCGAUUAUCAAAUAGUAACUGUCAAGGUUAGUUUAAAUCUUGUCUAUAAAACUCGAAAUACUAUUUGUACGUGGUACGUUUUAGGUUUGCAUGCAUGUCAAAGCAUAAUGAGGUGGCAUUUAUAAGCUCGAGCGAAAUACCUGAUAAUAUACCUUGUUGUUUUAAGGCUGACUUUAAUAUUUUUAAUGGAAUAUGUAGCAAUUAAAUUGUAAUUCCUUGCAGCUUUCAUACUAUUGUUCAUUUAAAGUACAAAGAAAAUAUAUUUACAUUAAAACGUAUUUUGUUAUUUAUAUGGUGAUAAAUAAAUGAAAAGCCUUAAAACUACAAGUUUAAUACAUGUAUAUUUACUUAGAUGACUAGUGUACGCACUUAAUAGUAUAAUCAGCUGCACAUAAGGAAAUAAAAUUUGCACGUG